AUGGCAGGAAAGGAGGACUGGCCAGAGAGCAUACUUUAUGAAGAACUAGGAAAUUCUGACCCGGCUUGGCGGCGAACUCAGGGGUUGGUGCCCGCCUUCAGUGAGGCCUCCUCUUUGUUGGGGAUCCCAUAUGACAGCAUCAACACUGCAAGUGAAGCUGUGUUUCGCUUCGAUGUUUUUCACAAUUACCACUUGGGUGUGGGAAAGAACUACAUCUCAUCGGCGGUUGUGAUGGUGAUGGAACUUAUUCCGACUUCGAUUGAACAAGCCUUUCAGCAGCUCACUGCCGACUUUCAGGCAUACUGCAAAAGGAUGAAGGAGUCUCCUUAUCACAAGCGAUUGACCGCAGUACUUUUUGGAGUGCACACAGGGUUCCAAGAAUGCCCUGACGGAGGUUGGUCCAAGGGCGACUUCACUCGUUUGCUCCACCUUUGGUUCGCGGACUACUGCUCAAGAGAAGUGAUUGGGAAGACUCAAGAACCAGUGUACUUGAUGUGUGCAGAAGCCACUGCCAAGAUCAAUGAGUUCAUUGGCGGACUCUACCAUGAAGGCAUUUUUAUCAAGCCUGAGAGGGCACAGAGUUUGGCUGAGAGUGGAUUGUCUUUCCUUCAGUUGUACUUAAAGCUUGCCCGAUGCUGCUUUGAGCGAAGGCAAAAGCGCUUUCCCAUCAUGCCCAAAUGUCACUACUUACAUCAUCAAAUGCUUGAUGUUUUGGAACAAGGAAGGGCAGGUAAACUUGCUGUGAAUUGUUUAGUUUACUCAUGUCAGAUGCAGGAAGAUUUUGUCGGCCGGCCAUCAAGGCUAGCAAGGCGUGUAUCUUCACGGACAACCGCAAUGCGGGUGAUCCAAAGGCUGUUCCUAUCAAUUCGAAGCUUGGGUGAUUAG
Messenger RNA from Durusdinium trenchii, 885 nucleotides. The record is from the annotation of a GenBank genome assembly. Lineage: Eukaryota; Dinophyceae; Suessiales; Symbiodiniaceae.